AUGUCAUCCAAUAUUUGCUCUACUGGAAGCUAUGGUUCUCCCUCUCUUGGGAGUCACUGCCAUGUUCCUGUUACCUCAUCCACUACUUCCUACACUGCUGGUAUGAACUGUGGUGAUAGUCUCUGCUUGCCCAGCCAAAACAGAACGUGGCUUCUGGACAACUUCUUGAAGACAUAUGGUAAACCUUCCAGCUACCAACAAUCCAGCUGUGGGCCCACAACCUAUGAAACUUCCUGCUAUCUUUUCACUACGUACUGUGCCUCCAGGCCCUGCAGAGGAAUCAGUUUUUUCCCCAUUGGUUCUUAUCUCUCUAGUUCCUGUCAACCAUCAAUGUAUAAUAGACAUCAGAACUGUCUGUCCAGUCGUUUUCACCCCCAGAAACACUUCUCUUAUGGCUGUCAACCACAGAACUUCAUCUCCUGUGGGUAUCGACCACUGAAUUUUGUGUCCAGUGCCUGCCAUCCUUUGAGAUAUCUCUCCUAUGACUGUCAACCUCUCGGUUAUGUGUUCAGCAGCUUCAGACCCCUGGACUAUGUGUCUAGUAGGUUUCAACCUGUUCUCUACAUAUACAAAAGUUUCCAACCAGCUUGCUCCUUUGGGACUUGGCAAACUCCAUUUGUUAGAAGAUCAUGCUGAAUUGUCAUUCUAGCAUCUUGCUAGAGAGCUUUGUAAAAAAUAUAAU
Molecule: messenger RNA, 682 nt
Organism: Zalophus californianus (California sea lion)
Lineage: Eukaryota; Metazoa; Chordata; Mammalia; Carnivora; Otariidae
Product: keratin-associated protein 26-1-like
Exons: 1
Coding region: 1-636 (211 amino acids)
Cellular component (GO): keratin filament
Molecular function (GO): structural molecule activity
Source: RefSeq, a predicted model, not a curated record